AUGAAGGAGGGCAAGAGCAUGUACCAGUGCAUGGUGCGCAGCGGAGAGGAGAGCGCUCAGUCCAACGGGGAGCUGAUCCUUGGAGCCGUGGCCCCAGAGCUGCUGUCGACGUUCAUCGAGCAGACCCUGCAGCCGGGCCCGCCGGUGUCUCUGCGCUGCGUGGCCUCGGGCAACCCACCGCCCCGCUUCACCUGGCAGCUGGACGGCGCCGACGUGCCACCGCGCGGCUACGUGCUGGGCAGCUUCCUGGACCCGGAGGGCAGCGUGGUCGGCCACCUCAACGUCUCGUCGGCGCGCGUGCUGCACGGCGGGCUGUACGCCUGCGUGGCGCGCAACCUGCUGGGCGCGGCGCACCACUCUGCCGCGCUCAACAUUUAUGGACCUCCAACACCGCGCUUGCCUCAAAACCUGACGGCGGUGGCGGGCGCUGACGUGUUCCUGCGCUGCCCCGUGGCGGGGUUCCCCAUCUCGAGCGUGGUGUGGCAGCGCACAGGCGCCGUGCUGCCCUCGCACCUGCGCCAGAAGGUGCUGUCCAACGGCACCCUGCUAGUGCGGCAGGUGGACGGCUCGUCCGACAAGGGCGAGUACCUGUGCACCGCCACCAACCAGCAGGGGCAGUCGGCGCAGGGCCGCAUCUACCUCGACAUCAUGAGGGAUGUUUCGGACGCCGAGGGGUGGUUUCAGGACCCGGACGUGGUGCAGGAGCAGAGGCGGGAGUUCGGCAGCACGCUGAUGUUCAGCAACCUGGCGGCGCGCCACUCGGGCCACUACACGUGCAUCGCCAGCAACCCCGCCGCCACCGCCAACCACACGGCCCAGCUCGUCGUCAAGGAUCAGAGCAACGACUACGCCCCGAUAGAGUCGGGUCCGAACGUCAACGUUUACGGCAACGGGUCCUUACUCAUACGGGCCGUGGAUUCUCUGGACGCGGGCCAGUACAUGUGCCAGGCCAGUAACGGCAUAGGAGCCGGUCUCAGCAAGGUUGUCCUGCUCAGAGUGAACGUGCCGGCGCACUUCAGGACGCACGCGGUGAACCAGAGCGGCGUGGCGGGGCAGAGCGCCGUGCUGGUGUGCGAGGCGGAGGGAGACCGCCCGCUGCGCGUGGCCUGGGCGGCGGCGGCGCGCGGCGCCUACAGCGGCGGCGGCGGCGGCGGCGGCAGGCUGCGCGAGCGACACACGGCGGCGGGCGUCGCCCUAGAGCUGCGCCUCGACAACCUCACGAGGCGCGACAGCGGCCGCUACAGCUGCUCGGCGGCCAACGACUUCGGCGAGGACGAGAUGACCUUGCUGCUCACCGUCAAAGAGCCGCCCGAGGCGCCCGAGCACGUGGAGGUGGCGGAGGUGGGCAGCCGCUGGCUGAAGGUGGCGUGGUCGCCGCCGCCGCCCGGCCGCGCGCCCGUCUCGCACUACGUGCUGCAGUUCCAGGCGGGCGCCGGCGGCGGCUGGGGCAACGUGACCACGGGCGGCGCGGCGCGCUCCGCCCGCCUGCCCGGCCUGCGCGCCGCCGCGUCCUACGUGGUGCGGCUGCUGGCCGUCAACGAGGUGGGCGCGAGCCCGCCCAGCCGCGCCGUCGCCGCUACCACCCUGCAGGAAGGGCCUCCAGAGCAGUGCGUGUGUCGGCAGCCGCCGCUGGCCGCGCACGCGCACGGCGACGUGCUGGGCUACCAGGUGACGUACCGCGACCAGGCGGGCGGCUCGCAGCAGGCGCGCACUGUCAGGGGCCACGCGCGGCGAGAGGUGUCGCUCUCCGGGCUGCGCCAGUUCGCCGCCUACGAGGUGGCCGUCAGCGCCUUCAACCUGGUGGGCGCCGGCCCCGCCUCGCCGCCGCUGCUCGUCACCACACUGGAGGGUGUUCCAGACGCGCCCCCGCGGGACGUGCGCUGCGCGGCGCUGACGUCACAGAGCCUGCGGGUGCGCUGGGAGCCUCCUGCGCAGGAGCACUGCAACGGCCUGGUGCAGGGCUACAAGGUCUUCUACAGGCACGCCAACCCCAGCAGAGGUGCGCAAGCCAGCGUGGAGGUGAAGAAGACCACCAACCUGGAGACGAACCUGCACGGGCUGGCCAAGUACACCAACUACAGCGUGCGGGUGCUCGCCUUCACGUCGGCGGGAGAGGGCGUGCGGUCCAGCCCCGUACACUGCAUGACCGAGGAGGACGUUCCAGGGCCACCAGAGAUGGUGAAAGCGCUGGUCAUGACUUCGGACAGUAUUCUUGUGGCUUGGACUAGACCUUUAGAGCCUAAUGGGAACAUCAUCAAGUAUUACAUUUAUAUUCGCUUGAUGCUGAAUGGGAACCAGGACACGCAGAAGGACGUCGUGUUCGGGGACCGAGAGCUGGUGUUCGAGGCCCGCCAGCUGAAGGAGUUCCAGCGGUACGAGUUCUGGGUGACGGCCGCCACGCUCGUGGGCGAAGGUCCCAGCAGCCCCCGGGUGUCUCAGUCGCCGCGUGGUAAUUCUGGUAACCUAUUCGGGGAAUGGUUUACAAAUAACUUCAACUAUUGGAGGUACAGGAACAAUACAAAGCAUAAAUGCCUGGUGCCGGCGCGCAUCGCCUCAUUCUCCCGGCGCGUGGUGGCGCUUUCGGGGGCCGCGCUCACGCUGCCCUGCCGCGCCGUGGGGCUGCCGGCUCCCUCCAGGUCGUGGCGGGGUCCAAAGGGCGGGGCCGUGUCCUCGCGCCACCGCCUGCUGCCCGACCACGCGCUGGCCCUCGGGCAGCUGCGGCCCGACGACGCCGGCAACUACACCUGCCUGGCCGAGAACGUGUUCGGCCGCGACGAGGUCACCUACACGCUGGCCGUGCUCGUCGCCCCGGGCGCCCCGGUACUCAGCGUGGCCGGCGCUUCAUCGCAGAGCCUCACCGUCGUGUGGAGGGUCCCCGACACCGGCGGCAGCCCCAUCACAGGGUACACCCUAAACUACAGAAGAAACAAUGAGGAGUGGCAGAAAGUGUCUUUCGACUCCGAUCAGAAGCUGUACAUUCUAAAUGGAUUGAAGUGCGGCUCGACGUACCAACUCUCGCUGGCUGCCACCAACUCUGUGGGCACGGGAAAGUCGAGCUCCACCAUCGCUGCUGCCACCAAAGGAGGAGCGCCCCGCGUGCCUGCCAUGGAGGACUUCAUCGCCAUCAACUCGACUUCGGCGACGCUCUACCUGGAGGCGUGGCCGGACGGCGGCUGCCCCGUGCAGAGCUUCUCCGUGAAGUACCGCUCGCGCGGCCAGACGGGCUGGACGGAGGCCGGGCCCCGCCACGUGGCGCCGCGCGAGGAGCUGGUCAUCCCGGGCCUCGCGCCGGCCGCGUGGUACGCCGUGCGCGUGGCGGCGCGCAACGACGCCGGCUCCAACCAGCACGAGUACGUCUUCGCCACCCGCACCCUGCGAGGAGAGAUCACAAUUCCAGAUCUUGAACCAAACACUGAUGAAAAGCAAAAUGGCAUAAUUUAUGCCCACCUCAGUGUGGUCAUCCCCGUGCUGUCGGGAAUCAUCUGCACCAUUGCUGUGACCAUUUGCGUGUGCAUCUUUGUCCACAGAAGGCACUACGCCGGCUACAAGCAGGACGACGGCAACUACGAGGCCAAGUCGCUGGCCGAGCUGGAGAACCAGCGCAACUCGAGCCAGCAGGAGGCGGGCCACGGCCAGUCGGCGCAGCUGUACUCGCCCUCGCCCGCCAGGAAGGGCGACUCCUCCCUCAGCGCGCAGAAGGGCAGCGACACCUCCGCAGGCCAGGACUACGAGAUCUGCCCGUACGCCACGUUCAGCCUGCCGGGCGCGGGCAAGGCGGCCAGCGUCCAGAACACGGACUACUACAUGCAGUUCCAGACGUUCGGCCAGCAGGAGUGCUACUCGGCACAGCCGCGGGCCUCGCGCAAGCAGCACGCCGCCCGCGCUCGGGCCCGCUCCGGCUCGCGAGAGACCAAGCUGGCCAGCUCCUCCAACAGUCCGCCCGACGGGCUGAGCCUUGAGAUAUCGUGCAUCUCGAGCCAGCAGACGUUGCCCAUGUCCGCGGCGGGCCCCGCCAAGUGCAGCAAAUCGGCUCUCGCGUACCACGCAGCGCCACGCAGCGCCGGUGAGGCUCGCUCCAACUCCGACAGCAGCGGGGGCGGAGGCGCUGACCGGGCCCCUCAGUUCCCGCACAGGGCUGCCAACACGUCGCGCGAAGAGUCGGUGUUUGAGCUGGACUCGAGCACAGAGUCCAUGGAGGGGUCUCAGGAGCCGAGCCACCGACCGUGCAGGGGGCCUCAGCAGCGCGCGAUGUCCUCCAGACAGGCUUGUGGCUGCUCGAACGGCCCGCAGACGAUCUCGCUGACCCCGCCCUCUGCCUUCUCCAACUGCCAGCUAGGACCACCGGAGCAAGACUACACCUGCAAGAAGACCAUCUCCGCACUGCCGCUGUUCCACCACGAGGAGGUGGAGCGGGAACUCUCGUCGCUCAUCAACAAGUACAGGCAGAAAAAAGACAGGGAGAAACAAGACUAUACAAUUCGUGUGUAGUGUUGUUGGACAAGUGACUUACCAGAAAAAAAAAGUGUGCUGAGAAGAAAAACAUUCAGUAAACUCUGAUAGAAAUGAAAGUGUGAAGACUAACGAAUUUGCCUUGCCGAUUCAAAUAUGAACUUCGAAAUUUACACAGUGUUUUAAUGUGUUGCUGUGUCUAAUGAAUACAAUCCUUUCAAAAGCGACAUACAAGAAAACAUUUUUGACCAAGAACAGCUAACUCGUUAUGAUUAAUUUUUUUAAAAAAUAAACAUUAAAUAAUAGCCUGGCUGUUGUAUUUAUAUAUUUUUUGUUGUACUUUUAAAAAAAAUCAUAGUUUAUAUACGACACUACUGACCUAAUUUGAAUCAAAAAAUUUGAAAACAAAUAUGCACCUGUACCUAAUGAGAAACUAAAAUAUAAAUUUGCAAUAAGCUUUCUGUAUUAAAAUAAUACUAUUUAACCAUUAUUGACAGCACAUCAGGGUCUUAACUUUACUGUAGCUUUUCAGUUAUGUCUAAACUACUACUACUACAUAUGUGAAGGUAAGAUUGAAAAUUAACUACCAAGCUCUAAGCCCAAUUUACAAAUGUUGUUUCCAGAUUGUAUUUAACAAUUUUUCUUCUUAUAGUCACACCUUUGUCGCACACUGAAAAAAACAUACAAGCUAUGUGUUAAAGGAUUGGAUGCAAAUACGUAACUGUGAACCCAAGUGCCUAAUGAUCUUCGCAGCAUCCCUCCGACAUCUGCUAUCUAAAUAUUGGUACUGCCAUUUUCAGACGGGACAAUACCCUGCGUAAAAAUUAAUUUUUUGUUCUAGCUGAAAGAGCUAUCAGUUCAAGAAUCUGUCACGACACAAUGAACAUGACAAUAUAUUUUAAAUUUUUUUUUACUGCAGUGUAUUUGUAUCAAAACUGAUGAAGCAUUUAUAAGUGAAACACCUAUGCCCAAAGCUGAAUUGAAGACACAAAAAUGUGUAACCUAAUGGUCUUGUACUGCAACAAGCCAAAAGCAAAUAGCUCUGAAUUAAUUAAUUGAACGGUUCAUUUUUACUGGACUCAUGUGAAAGCCUUGUCAUAUUUCUUUUAAACAGACAGAAGUUUCAAAAUAUUCUUUGAUUUUUUUUGGUCAUACCAUUCGCAGAUAUACAUGCUGAGAGU
Bacillus rossius redtenbacheri is the source of this 5630-nucleotide messenger RNA. Its product is annotated as cell adhesion molecule Dscam2-like. The record is from RefSeq and is a predicted model, not a curated record. NCBI's taxonomy places the organism in Eukaryota, Metazoa, Arthropoda, Insecta, Phasmatodea, Bacillidae. Gene Ontology annotation, cellular component: plasma membrane; cell surface; axonal growth cone. Gene Ontology annotation, molecular function: protein binding. Bases 1 to 4488 code for a protein of 1495 amino acids. The transcript is spliced from 23 exons. Gene Ontology annotation, biological process: neuron migration; cell-cell adhesion; axon guidance.